Molecule: messenger RNA, 6102 nt
Organism: Uloborus diversus
Lineage: Eukaryota; Metazoa; Arthropoda; Arachnida; Araneae; Uloboridae
Product: voltage-dependent calcium channel type A subunit alpha-1-like
Exons: 46
Coding region: 1-6102 (2033 amino acids)
Biological process (GO): chemical synaptic transmission; calcium ion import across plasma membrane
Cellular component (GO): membrane; voltage-gated calcium channel complex
Molecular function (GO): high voltage-gated calcium channel activity; calcium ion binding
Source: RefSeq, a predicted model, not a curated record
AUGACUUCCUUUUGUGUCCUCCGCAGGUUGCAGGCGCUGCAGGCCGAGGCUGCCCGAUCGGAACGCGAUGAGCCGAAGCUGAGCCGCGGCCGGGAGAUGGUCAAGAAGAGAGGGCAGCACCUGUAUGGGGCACCCGGCCCCUCUUCCCUCUUCCUCUUCUCGGAGGAUAACCUCAUACGGAGGUACACCAAGUUCAUCAUUGAGUGGCCUCCAUUUGAGUAUGCAGUCUUGCUGACCAUCAUAGCAAAUUGUGUGGUUCUGGCCUUAGAAGAACACUUGCCCAGGCAAGACAGAACUCCACUGGCACAAAGGCUUGAGACAACUGAGCCAUACUUUUUAGGAAUUUUCUGCUCUGAAACUUUAUUAAAAAUUUUAGCUUUAGGUUUUAUACUUCAUAAAGGGGCUUAUCUAAGAAAUAUCUGGAACAUAAUGGAUUUUGUUGUUGUAGUUACCGGGUUUAUAACAUUCAUUGUACCCCAAGACAUAGAUGUAGACUUGAGAACACUGAGAGCUAUUAGAGUUCUGAGGCCUUUGAAGCUGGUGUCUGGUAUACCAAGUCUUCAGGUAGUACUCAAGUCUAUCAUCAAGGCGAUGGCACCUCUACUCCAAAUUGGCCUCCUGGUGCUAUUUGCCAUCGUAAUAUUUGCUAUUAUAGGCCUUGAAUUUUACAGUGGUGCUCUUCAUAAAACUUGUUAUAGUAAAGUGGAUAGAUAUGAAAUUAUUACCGAGGGGGACCAAACCACCCCUUGUUACAAAACCGAUGACCCUAAGACAGCACCCACCGGAGCUUACACUUGUAGUCCGGAUGAAGCUUGCUGCCAAGAGGGUUGGAUAGGACCCAAUUAUGGGAUCACUAGCUUUGAUAAUAUUUUUUUUGCAAUGUUGACGGUGUUUCAGUGCAUCACCAUGGAAGGCUGGACAGCCAUUUUAUAUUGGACAAAUGAUGCUCUAGGAAGUACCUACAACUGGAUAUAUUUUGUACCUCUUAUUAUUCUGGGAUCAUUUUUUAUGCUCAACUUAGUUCUUGGUGUUCUUAGUGGUGAAUUUGCUAAAGAGAGAGAACGUGUGGAAAAUAGACAAACUUUUUUAAAAAUUAGAAGACAGCAGCAAUUAGAAAAAGAAUUGAAUGGUUAUGUUGAAUGGAUAUGUAAAGCAGAGGAAGUUAUUUUAGCAGAAGAGAGAACUACAUCAGAAGAAAAGCUUCAUAUUAUUGAAGCUCGGAAAAGAACUGCCAAAAGGAAAAAGAUGAAAAACAUGCACAGUAAAAGCACAGACGAAGAUGAAGAAGAUGAUGAUGGUAGCAAAGAAAGCGAUUCUGUUUCUAAAAAGGGUAAAUUAAAAGGUUUGGCUAGGGCUUCCUAUUUCAAGGCCAAAAUAAAGAACAAAGGAGCAUGUAAAGCUUUUUGGCGUGUAGAAAAAAGAAUAAGAUUUUUUAUUCGUCAUGCUGUAAAAACCCAAGCCUUUUACUGGUUUGUGAUAGUCCUAGUGUUUUUAAAUACUGUAUGCGUAGCAGCUAAUCACUACGGCCAACCAGAUUGGCUGACAGAUUUUUUAUACUAUGCAGAAUUUGUAUUUUUGGGACUUUUCAUCUGUGAAAUGUUUAUUAAAGUUUAUGCCCUCGGGCCUCGCCUAUACUUCGAAUCUGCCUUCAACAGAUUUGACUGUGUUGUUAUAUGUGGAAGUAUAUUUGAAGUCAUCUGGUCCAACUAUAAUGAAGGUUCUUUUGGCCUUUCCGUGCUCAGAGCGUUGAGACUCCUUAGAAUAUUUAAAGUGACAAAGUAUUGGGCCUCUCUUCGCAAUCUUGUUAUAUCCCUUCUGAGCAGUAUGCGAUCCAUUUUGAGUCUGUUAUUCCUUCUUUUUCUUUUCAUCUUGAUAUUUGCACUUUUAGGAAUGCAACUUUUUGGAGGGGCCUUCAAUUUUGAAGAUAGGACGCCUCCAGAAAACUUCAACUCGUUUCCUAUUGCCUUGCUCACUGUGUUUCAGAUCUUAACUGGGGAAGAUUGGAAUGAAGUUAUGUACAAUGGCAUUGAAUCACAAGGUGGAAUGCAUGGGGGGAUGAUAUACAGUUUAUAUUUUAUAAUUCUAGUGUUGUUUGGUAAUUAUACUCUGUUGAAUGUAUUUUUGGCCAUUGCGGUAGAUAAUUUAGCCAAUGCUCAGGAGCUUACUCUUGCACAAGAGGAAGCAGAUGCUGAAAAAGAGAGAGUAAUUCAAGAGAGAGAGAAAGAAAUGAUGGCAUUGCAUCCACCCGAAGUCAAUAUUUGUCCUCCAUCUCCUGCUGUGAAUUUGGGUGAUAAUGCUAAUGGGGCUAAAGGUAACAACCUGGGAGUAAAAUCGGAUGAUAAAUCUGAUAAGAAAAAUUCAACAGAUUUAUCUGAUGAUGAUGAAGAAAGAGCUCAAGAUGAAAAUAAAGAUGAUGAUAUAACUGGGCCCAGACCAAUGCUUCCUUAUUCUUCAAUGUUCAUUUUUUCACCCCAUAAUCCCAUCCGUAGAGCUGCUCAUUACAUCGUGAAUAUGCGAUACUUCGAUUUGUUCAUCAUGAUCAUCAUUUCAUUGAGUAGUAUAUCAUUAGCGGCUGAAGACCCUGUGGUGGAAGAUUCAGAGAGUAACAGGAUAUUAAAUUAUUUUGAUUUUGCCUUCACCGGUGUAUUUGCUGUUGAGAUGACAUUGAAGGUCAUAGAUCAAGGUAUAAUCUUCCAUCCAGGCUCCUAUUGUAGAGAUCCAUGGAAUCUUUUGGAUGCUAUAGUUGUGAUAUGUGCUUUAGUGGCCUUUGCCUUCGCUGGGAGUAGUACGGGCCAGAAUCUCAGUACUAUCAAAUCCUUAAGAGUGUUGCGAGUGUUACGACCACUCAAAACCAUCAAAAGAGUGCCUAAGUUGAAGGCUGUGUUUGAUUGUGUAGUUACAUCCUUAAAAAAUGUUGUCAACAUUCUCAUUGUUUACCUCCUGUUCCAAUUCAUCUUUGCUGUUGUUGCUGUUCAAUUGUUUAAUGGGAAAUUUUUUUACUGCACAGAUAAUUCUAAACUGCGCCCGGAAGAGUGUGAGGGUGAAUACUUGGUUUUCCAAGGCGAUGAAAAGCCACCAGAGGUGGACAGGCGUGAAUGGUUGCAGCGUCCAUUUCAUUAUGAUAAUGUGAUUGCAGCCAUGUUAACAUUGUUUGCUGUGCAAACUGGAGAAGGUUGGCCAGAUGUUUUGCAAAAUUCUAUGGACUCUACGUACGUAGAUUACGGUCCUCUUCCCAGGUUUAGAAUCGAGAUGUCUAUCUUCUAUGUUGUGUUUUUUGUGGUGUUUCCAUUUUUCUUUGUUAACAUAUUCGUGGCCUUGAUCAUCAUCACCUUUCAAGAGCAAGGAGAGAAAGAGCUUGAAGAAGGAGACUUAGAUAAAAAUCAAAAGUCUUGCAUAGAUUUUGCCAUUCAAGCUAGACCACUUCAGCGAUUCAUGCCCCAGAACAAAGAUAGUUUUCAGUAUAAAAUCUGGAAAGUUGUAGUGUCAACUCCUUUUGAAUAUUUUAUUAUGGUGCUAAUUGUGCUCAAUACAUUACUUUUGAUGAUGAAGUUUUACAAACAAAAUGAUGCGUUCAAGAACACCCUGCACUACAUGAAUGCGGCCUUCACUGCACUCUUUACCCUUGAAUGCUCGCUCAAGUUGGCUGCAUUUGGAGUCAGGUACCACCAUGCCAAUCCUCUGUACCUAGAUAUAUUAAGCUACAUGAACGAGGCUUUUACGGCACUCUUCCUGAUCGAAUGUAUACUGAAGCUUGUGGCGUACGGAUGCAAGAAUUUCUUUAAGGAUCCAUGGAACACAUUUGAUUUCAUCACAGUAAUAGGAAGCGUUGUCGAUGCUUUAGUUGUUGAAAUUGGGGUUAAUUUUAUUAAUGUUGGUUUUCUUCGCUUAUUUCGAGCUGCUCGCCUUAUCAAGCUACUGCGUCAGGGUUAUACAAUCAGGAUAUUGUUAUGGACUUUUAUUCAGUCAUUUAAGGCCUUACCUUAUGUAUGCCUCCUCAUCGCCAUGUUGUUUUUCAUCUACGCCAUCAUCGGAAUGCAGGUGUUCGGCAAUAUCCAACUUGACCCUGACACAGAAAUCAAUCGCCACAACAACUUCCAAACCUUCGUUCAAUCACUUAUACUGUUAUUUAGGUGUGCGACAGGUGAAGCGUGGCAAGCGAUCAUGCUCGACUGCCUUAAAGGAAGACCCUGUGAUUCCAAGUCAAGUAAAACGGGCGAUGCGUGUGGCAGCAACUUGGCUUAUGCUUUUUUCGUCAGUUUCAUUUUUUUAUGCUCAUUUCUAAUGCUUAAUUUGUUUGUUGCCGUCAUCAUGGAUAAUUUUGACUACCUUACCCGUGAUUCAUCAAUAUUAGGAGCACAUCACCUUGACGAGUACAUCAGAGUCUGGGCCGAAUACGAUCCCAAUGCCACAGGGUUCAUUCAUUAUUCUGAGAUGUAUGACAUGCUUAGGAAUAUGGAUCCCCCUUUAGGGUUUGGAAACAAAUGCCCUUACAGGCUAGCUUAUAAGAAAUUGAUCAGGAUGAACAUGCCUUUGACAGAAGAAUUCAAAGUAAAUUUUAGCACCACCUUGUUUGCAUUGAUCAGAGAGAAUUUGAGCAUCAAAAUGAGAACAGCCGAUGAGAUGGAUUCUGCGGAUGAAGAACUGAGAGAAACGAUCAAAAAGCUGUGGCCUCUUCAAGCUAAAAAACGAAUUAAUCGCUUAGUUCCCCCCAAUGAAGUUUUAGGUACAAAGCAGCUCACUGUAGGCAAAAUCUACGCAGGCUUGCUCAUUAUUGAAAACUGGAGAGCUACUAGGUUUGGUAAAAUCCCAGGUCCCAAUGCACUUUCUGAGAGUCCUUCCCAAUCUCCUCAUCCUUCAGAUUCACCGCGACCGUCCUUGCUUCAAAGGUUGAUGGGAGCCGUGUUGCCAUCUCGCCAAGGAAGUUUGAAUUUGGAUGAAGAUCAGUUUGAAGAUGCAGAUUCCCACCUGCCACUUUCCAGGCAGGGUUCUCUGCAUCGGUCAAACUUGAGUAUUGAUAAGAACCACAACAAUGAUGAUAAAAAGUGGAACAGAUCUUUCAGCUUCUUGCGAAGAGGCAGCAGUAGGAGAAAGAAAAAAGGAAAUGAUAACGGAGCUCCUACUUACACACAGGGUAGAGACGGUCAUCUACAGCCCGCCAUACAGUUGCCGCAAUCCCGCAGCCCAUCUCCAACUUUUGGAAGAAGGUCACCGCCAACCCCCCCACGUGGGCGAUCCCCCACCCCCAUCCACCGAUCACCCUCCCCGCGCCACCCCCACCACGACCUGAACUUCACCGAAGCUGUCGCCGGCAUGGUGGAGUUUGUACACGAAAAGCACGAAAACAGAAAAAGAGGAAGAUCAAGAAGUAAAAGAAAAGACUAUUCUCCAACGAGAAGUCGAUCUCCAGUUCCUAAUCCGACGUGGCGCCACGGGCACAACAUCCACUCGCGGAGCCGGAGCCACAGCCCCGUGUACCCGAGUGUGCGGCUCGACCGGCGCUCCCGGACCCCGAGCCCCAGCCCCUCGACCCCCACCCGGAGCGAGUACUACGGCACCUCCCACCUGCACUACCGGUCGCGCAGCCCCAGCCCCUCCUCGGUACGCAGCCUCCCGGUGGUGCAGCAGCGGCGACCGGGCGGGGGGCGGCGCCUCCCGCCCACCCCCACCAAGCCCUCCACGCUGCGGCUGGACGUCGCCUCGUCGGACCCCAUCAACUUCCCGGACGUCUCGCACUCCCCCACGGUGCCGCAGCCCAGCCGCUCCCCGGGCAGCAUCAACUUCCCGAAGCUGAGUGCCUCCCCCACGCACGCGAACACUCAACAGCAGCAGCACCCUCCCUGGAGGGAAAGGACAGCAGGGGGGCCGGCGGCCGCACCGCCGGCCAAGGAGUACGGCACCUUCGGGCAGCCGCUCAGUUUCGAGGCCGCGGCCGCCAUGGGCAGGGGGUCCCGCCACUUGCCUUCCACCCUGCCCAACGGCUACAAGCCCGGACAGCGGGAGAGGGAGAGGCUGCAGAGGGAGAAGGAGCCUCUGACGAUGGUAGUGAGGACUAAGGUGAAGGCGCCGUCCCGCCACGACCCCGACGAAGACGACUGGUGCUAG